Osmerus eperlanus (European smelt) is the source of this 4828-nucleotide messenger RNA. It is a transcript of the gene fermt2, whose product is annotated as FERM domain containing kindlin 2. Gene Ontology annotation, molecular function: integrin binding. The transcript has 17 exons. Gene Ontology annotation, cellular component: focal adhesion; extrinsic component of cytoplasmic side of plasma membrane. Lineage: Eukaryota; Metazoa; Chordata; Actinopteri; Osmeriformes; Osmeridae. The coding region runs from base 478 to 2577 and encodes 699 amino acids. The record is from RefSeq and is a predicted model, not a curated record. Gene Ontology annotation, biological process: cell-matrix adhesion; integrin-mediated signaling pathway.
UUUAAAUACAAAACAUGUGCCAAAUGUGACCUGAUUGUCGUAGAGCGCGACAGGGAUAGAGUUCAAACUCUAGCCGAGUGUCAAUAAGAACCCGGCCACAAACAAAGGAACACGGGGAUAUUAGAACACAAAUUGCAUUGCUUGAAAUCUGCCUGACUCACGUUAAAGUGCACAUGUAAGGAUUAUAGUAUGACUGUCCAACAGCGGGGAGACAGCCCCGCUCGAUAGGAAAGGAAAAGUCGGAUUGGAGCAGUGUGACGUUAUCUGUUGGAAAGAGGGAGGGAGAGAAAGAGACGGCUGGACUCCAUUAGCGGAACCCUGAGGAAACAGUUUGGGAUACUUCACUUGAACGAGUUCAUUUGGAUUUAGUCUUUGACCUACCCAAAAUACAUGAGACAAAGCGAGAAAACUUAUUUAAUACAGAAACGUCGGAAGUUUUAGUGGCUUUUUGGACUUGGGUUGGUGCGUUUGUAAAGGAUGGCGCUGGACGGUAUUCGGAUGCCCGAUGGCUGCUAUGCCGACGGAACGUGGGAACUGAAGAUGCACGUGACGGACCUCCACCGGGACGUGUCUCUGAGGGUCACCGGGGAGAUCCAUAUCGGCGGAGUCAUGCUCAAACUGGUGGAAAAACUUGACGUGAAGAAGGACUGGUCCGACCACGCCCUGUGGUGGGAGAAGAAGAAGACGUGGCUGCUGAAGACCCACUGGACGCUGGACAAGUACGGCAUCCAGGCGGACGCGCGGCUGCUCUUCACGCCGCAGCACAAGCUGCUGCGGCUGCAGCUGCCCAACAUGAAGCACAUGAAGGUCAAGGUCAACUUCUCCGACCGCGUCUUCAAGGCCGUGUCCGACAUCAGCAAGACCUUCAACAUCCGCCACCCAGAGGAGCUGUCUCUCCUGCGUAAGCCCCGCGACCCCAAGAAGAAGAAGAAAAAGCUGGAGGAGGCCGAGGAGGAGGCUCUGGAGCUGGAGGGGCCCCUCCUCACCCCCGGGUCAGGUAAACUAGCCUCUGAGAUCAUUUACAUUGGACCGGUAAAAGGCAGCAUCUACUCCAGCCCCGGCCUCUACAGUAAGACCAUGACCCCCACCUACGACUCCCGGGACGGCAGCCCUCUGUCCCCCACCACCGCCUGGUUCGGAGACAGCCCCCUGUCCGAGGGCAACCCCAGCAUCCUGGCUGUCAGCCAGCCCAUCUCUUCCCCCGACAUCCUGGUCAAGCUGUACAAGCCCCAGUCUCUCCUGGACAAGGCCAAGAUCAACCAGGGAUGGCUGGACUCGUCCAGGUCUCUGAUGGAGCAGGAUGUGAAGGAGAACGAGGUCCUCCUUCUGCGGUUUAAGUACCACAGCUUCUUCGACCUCAACCCCAAGUACGAUGCCAUCCGGGUGAACCAGCUGUAUGAGCAGUCCAAGUGGGCCAUCCUGCUGGAGGAAAUCGAGUGCACCGAGGAGGAGAUGAUGAUGUUUGCUGCCCUGCAGUACCACAUCAACAAGCUGUCCAUCAUGUCUUCAGACAAUCACAUGAACAACAGUGAGAAGGAGGUGGACGAGGUGGACGCUGCCCUCUCUGACCUGGAGAUCACUCUGGAGGGGGGCAAGACCUCCAACACACUGGGGGACAUCACAUCCAUCCCUGAGCUGGCCGACUACGUGAAGGUUUUCAAGCCAAAGAAGCUGACACUGAAGGGCUACAAGCUGUACUGGUGCACGUUCAAGGACAUCACAAUCUCCUGCUACAAAAGCAAAGAGGAGGCCCACGGGACGCCUGCGAACCAGAUGAAUCUUAGAGGAUGCGAGGUGACCCCAGAUGUCAACAUCUCUGGUCAGAAAUUCAACAUCAAGCUGCUGAUUCCUGUGGCCGACGGGAUGAAUGAGAUCUGGCUGCGGUGUGACAACGAGAAGCAGUACGCCCACUGGAUGGCGGCCUGUCGCCUGGCCUCCAAGGGGAAGACAAUGGCGGAUAGCUCGUACAACCUGGAGGUCCAGAACAUUCUCUCCUUCCUCAAGAUGCAGCACAUGAAUCCAGACUCCCAGCUCAUCGCCGAGCCGAUCACCACGGACAUCAACCCCGAGUGCCUGGUGUCCCCACGCUACCUGAAGAAGUACAAGAACAAGCAGCCUGGCUAUAUCAGGGACUUGAUCUCAGCCCGGAUCCUGGAGGCACACCAGAACGUGGCCCAGAUGAGCCUGAUUGAGGCCAAGAUGCGCUUCAUCCAGGCGUGGCAGUCCCUUCCCGAGUUUGGCAUCACCCACUUCCUGGCCAAGUUCCAGGGAGGAAAGAGGGAGGAGCUGAUUGGCAUCACCUACAACCGUCUGAUCCGGAUGGACGCCAGCACUGGGGACGCCAUCAAGACCUGGCGCUUCAGCAACAUGAAGCAGUGGAACGUCAACUGGGAGAUCAAAAUGGUGACGGUGGAGUUUGCAGACGAGCCCAGCCUGGCAUUCAUCUGUGCGGAGGUGGACUGCAAGGUGGUGCAUGAGUUCAUCGGGGGCUACAUCUUCCUGUCCACGCGCGCCAAGGACCAGAACGAGUCUCUGGACGAGGAGAUGUUCUACAAGCUGACCAGCGGCUGGGUCUGAGUUGCCCCCGGCAACCCCCAGGGGUCUGGGUGGGGUGGAAGGGCUAUAGAUCUAUUUGGUUUAUUUUAUUAUAUUUUUUUGGUCUUUAACAUUUUUGGAAUCGUGUUCAGAGCCCGAUGCUGGGCCACUUUGCCAUGAUUAAGAAUCUGACCGUUUUAAUCUUUAUUCUCCCCCCUCGCCUUAACGCUGACUGUUUUUUGUAAAAUACUAACACAGCUCAACGCGGUCCAGAUGAACUCUGUUGACCUCUGACCUUUUCUGGCCUCCCCCAUGACAUCAUAAGCCUUACACAGGAAGUUCCCACAACCCCUCUGUCCACCUCUCCCGACCUACUCCUAGACUCAGGGGGCCGGCCCCAACACUACGUCCAUUACUGACAACCUAUCAGAACCAAGGAGUGCUCUCCAUCCCAAAGACUCUGAGUGUGUUCACUGUGACUGUAUAAAGAAGCUGACACCAGGGGCCUUGUCAGCUACAAGAAUCCGACCAGACUAUAAACCAAUGCAUCAGUGCUUAUGAACAAUCCAGUUAUUUAUUUAUCCAUCUAUCUUAUCUAUCUGUCCCUGUUUAUGGUUGUGUUCUGACUUCAUUCUAGCGAGGCGUGGACUGUGUGAUAAAGUGACUGCGUUCUAAUGGUCAUGUUACUUAACAUGUGGUCCCGCUAAUGAUAUUCUUUCUUAUUUUAUUAUUUACUCCUAACACACACACAAAACACAAACACGCUCACAUACACACACAAACACUAUAUAGGAAGUAGUGGUAGCCAAGAUUAUAGGAUAUCACCUCUUUCCAAGCAAAGAUGUGUUGUGAGAGAUUGGCUUCUGGCCAAUGCGUGUCCACACUUUCCUCUCAAUGAAGGAUUCUCUCCCAUCCCCCUAGUCCAUAUAAAGUCUCCUGUAAGCACUUCUACAGUAUAUCGACGGUCUCUUUGAUGAAGAAUAAGCUGUAGGUACAUGUCCUGUUCUAUGAGUUGUCGUCUUUUCUUGUCAGAGUAUGCUAGAAGCGAUGAUGUGGUCUGUUCUGUAUUGAGUAACUCUAGUAAACUGUGUGAUUGGGCCUCACUGGGGGGGCUGUGUUCUAGAAACUAGCACCCAGGCUUCUGAUGUCCAUCUGUCGUUGCUGUUUUGGAACUUUUGGCGGUAUCAUUGAAGGUAGUUUGCCAAACUGUCUCUGUCUAUCUAUCUCUAGCUGUUUAACCACCCGUCUAGAGCUGCCAAGUAAGUGUCAAUAGCAUGUGUAGGUGGGGCCCAGCCUGGUAGUCAGGUCAGCACUGCAUGUACAACACAGUCAUAGGGCUGCCAGACAUGACUGUAGCCUUCUGCAGCUCUCCGUUUUACCUUACUGCCAUUCUUUAUCUUACACCAUCAAGUAUUAUUAUCGUUGUUAUUAUGAAUACAUACCGUUUUCUCAUGAUGCACCAGCAAUAGGGCACCCAGUUUGAAGAAUGAAUAUGCAAAGUCUGUUGUUUUUUCUUUCUUUUUUGUCUUCUGUAUGAAGGAACAGUAAAUGAAGUAUUAGUUUUUUGUAACUAAUGUAAAAACACAGGUUUUAUAGAAUUGUACAGUUGUUGUUUUUUUGUUGCUGCUUUUUCUGUUCUUUUGGAAGUGUAUUUGUGUUUCCAGAAAAGAGGGGGAAAAGCCAUCUGUCAACAUUGUGUAGUCUGAAGAUUUUGUGCCUGCCAAUGUUACAGUCUUAUUGAGUUUUUAAGAUGAAGAUAUUAUAAAUAUAUAUGACGAUAACACUAGUCUCAAACUCCAGGUUGGUAGGAUUUUGAUUUGUUAUUACACAAUAUUGUUUUAAUUAUUACUCUUAAACAUUGACAUGUUGCCUCUCUCCUAUAAGCUAAAGUACAUUUCUUCAUUUAUGUUCUAGAAGUUUCAGCACUGAGUUGCUUCUCUCCCCACUCUCCUUGAACUACCACUGUUGCUGCAAAAAUCAUACUCUGUUCAGUGCCUUUUUAAAGAUAUAUCACUUACACAGGUUUUAUCACAAUUGUAGCUUUUAUUUGUGAAUAUUUUUUUUUUUGCUUUUUGGUAUGAAGGAGACCCUUUUAGUUUAGACCCUGGAGUUUGAGACAAAAAUGUACUGAAGUCGAGAAAAACAAACAGGCUUGGUCUGUUUUCUUUCUCCUCCUGUAACAUGCUUUUAGUUUCUCGUUUGCCUCCGAUGUCCAGAACAGCAGAGCAUGGCCUGCUGUUGACAGACUGUAAAAAUGCAUUUAUUUUAAAAAAUAAAAAUAAUUUUUAUUUAA